ACUAUUCUUGCACACUUGGUAUUUAGGGUUCAAAAUAAGUAAGAAAUAUAGGGUUCAAAAUAAGUAAGAAAUACUGGUCCAAAAUAAGGAUAGUAUUUAGGGUUCAAAAUAAGUAAGAAAUACUGGGUCCAAAAUAAGGAUAGUAUUUAGGACAGAAGAGUAAAAAAACUAGGGUUUGCAAUAAGGAAAAAAUUAAGGCACAACAGUAAAAUGUUAGGGUCCAAAUCAAGGAAGAAAUUAUGGCAGAAGAGUAAAAAACUAGGGUCUGCAAUUAAGGCACAAUAAAAUGUUAGGGUCCGAAUCAAGGAAGAAAUUAUGGCUGAAGAGUAAAACUAGGGCAUAAGAGUAUUAACGAAUCAUGUAAUUCCAUCAUCUAUUCCUUUUAAUAUUUUCUCAAUUUAUAAAAUAUUUUUUUAGUAUAUCGAUAUUUUUACAUUAGGGGAAAUAGAAAUUCGUCAAAGCCACAUAAUGUAUAAGCUAAUUUGGUAUCAAAUUUGCCAUCUACAGUAUUCGAACUUAGGAUAUCUCACUUCUAAGUAAAAAGGAAUACCACAAAACCGUGCUACUUAGUGACAAUCAACUAAUGAAAUUACUUAAAUUUUAGGUAAUGUUACAAAAUUUAAAUGCAUGUGAAAUAAAAAGAGUUGUGUACCUAAUUUUAUAUUUCUUACACCUCUCGCACCUCGCACCUGCAAAAUAACCCGUCCUCCCCUCGUACCGUAGUGGUUUUCUUUCUGAAGGGAAAAAAAUAAAAUAAAAAGCAGCAAAUUAACCCGGCUUCCUCGGUCCUCUGCUUCUUCACCCUCCAUCUCCGAUACGAAUCCCAAUCCGCACAGAAGCCGUUUUGCCGCGCAAAUGCGCGACAUGGAUUCUUCUCUUCAUUCUGAUCUCUCUCAUCCUCAUCAACUUAUCGACCUCCGCAUCGCCAUCCGAUCCUCGUCGGGCAGCUAAGAAGCGACGCCUCAGAGAUAAAGUCCGUAAGCCUUGUCAUUAUGGGUAACAACACUGACUUUGAAAGUGCAAUUCUUUGGCUUUCCUCAAGAAUCUGAAAUUCAAUGUCAAUGCGAGGGUACAUCUCUUUGAGUGCAACAUAAGGUACUUGGAGGGUUUGUUUCCGCUCAUUUACUUGCGACUGAUUCUACAAACAGGCUGGGUCAAGGAGUUUACAAGAAUCAGCUGCUUACCUUGGCUGAGGACUUAGGGAAACGCUUCCUACCUGCAUUUAACACACCCACUGGAUUGCCAUAUGUAUGGAUUUACUUAAAGAAGGAUAUAUGACUCCGCAUCAAUGCUAAAUUCUGUGGACCGUGUGGAUGGAGUGAUGGAGAAAGAGACUACUGAAACGAGCACUUCAGCGUGCGGUUCUCUAAUUCUGGGAAUGGGAGCACUGUCCCGAUUGACUGGAGACCCGAAAUAUGAAUCGGCAGCUUUAUGUGCUCUUUGUGAAUUAUGGGGCAUGUGGAGUUCGUUGAAUUUACUCGGUACAAUGCUGGAUGUAUCAACUGGUGAAUGGAUUGUGUAUUCAUCUGGAAUUGGAGCUGGUAGGUUUCGUCGGGGCUUUGAGGUCUUUAAUGCACUGCAUUACAAGUAUAUUUAGUAGUUUACUGGGUUUCCCAAAUAGUACAAGGGCCAAUAUUUCCUUGUGCAGUCUGUUGCCGCGCCCAUUCCUUAAAUGUAUUUUAAAUUAGCUGUUGUGCGAGCAUUCUGGCCCGUCCCGUUUCUUAAACUUGGAGCAAUUGGCUCCAAUUGGAAUCGCUCUACCGUUUGCAUACUUUUCCACUAAACUCAAUUUCAAUUAAACUAGAUAAAAAGCGAAAUAUAUAGCAUCCAUAUUGGUUCAUUCUCUGUCAUUUUGAAUUUCUGAGACUCCGCCUCCUACCCCUCCUCUGUCCUCUCGACUCGAACCCUCUCAUCUCUCUCGACUCUGUCUCUCUUCAGCCCACCUUCUUCGAGUCUCGACCCCGGCCAGCUACCGCACCAUACCCUCUCUGCCUCGACCACAUCACAGACAAACUACACACCUGCUGCUAUCUCUCUCUCAUUCUCUCGAUCGAGCGACUCUCGAGCCCAAAAUCGAGGGUUAAUAUUUCUGGUGGAUUAUCGUUAAAUCUGUAGUAUUGUUUUUCAGCACAUCCAUGGACAUGGAGGGGGAAUUAAACUCUGUAUAUGUGCUGGUGCGUUAUGUUUCUGGUCCAUAUAGAUGUGGAUUAUAUGAAAUAAAAAUCCAAAAGGGAGGACAAGUGAUGGGGCUAGGCAAUGUACUCGACCCUGUCGUCACAUUCUUUGAUAGGAGUACUUUUGUGGUCCCAAACGAAUAUUUUCGAGUAGAAGGUGCGAGUUUGGCUUUGGAUACUGCCACCGUGACAACCAAGUUGCCAGAAAGUUCUUCUAACACCAAAUUUUACCUAUUGCUGAAUGAAGGGCUCAACUGUUUCAAUCGCUUUGUCAACACCCGUUACAAGUACGACUCGUAUAGUGGUUAUACGUUUGACACAGGGACUAGGUCAUUAGAAACGUUAAAGCGUCCUCUAGCAUCUAAGCCAGUUUCAUUUUUUAUGUCUGCUUAUGGCAAGCUCUAUAACAUUGCAUCCCCAGUAUGCUUCAUAAAGAUGCCCGACACAUUGUUUGAGCGUUAUAAUCCUAAUUCUGAAUCUUGGGAAUCUCUCCCCCAUUUUGAAUAUUCUCGUGACAAGGCCCACAUGGACAUAACAGGUUACGCGGUUUGUUACGGCUGUAUUUUGGUUUCACUAGGUCGUAGUCGAGUUGAGCUAAUGGUUUAUAAUAUAGAUAGUAAUACUUGGCAUCAAGUCAAUAUUGCUAGAAGUGAUGCUUAUUAUUGUGGUUUUCGGGGCAGGGCCGUGGUUGUGGACAAUACUAUCUAUGCCUUAUCUAUACAGUGCGGGAAGGUUAUAGCUUUCUCUCUCAUGAUAGAUUCAGAGGAAGAUGGCCGUAUUAUCUAUUUUUUAGAGAAACCAGUCUUCUUUCCAGGAUUGAAGAGUAGGGUUAAGGAGGAUAUUAAAUAUGGUCACGGUUUUAAUCCGACCGAGUAUUUGGUUCAUUUGGGGAAGUUGGAGUUUUGUCUUCUCCAAGCUGCUGCUACCUGCAUAGAAGACGAGUCUCAAGAGCUGUUUGUCACCACAUUCAAAAUUGUCCAUGAUGGAACCAUGAAUAUCAAGAAAUUAGAUUCUAGUGUUUGUGAUUUGCGCAUUAAGGGUUAUGGGCUAUUUGACAUUAAUUUCAGCUUCACACCAGGAUGCAGGGAUCUUGAACCCAGAAAAGAGGAGAUUCUUCAGAUGACUAGGAAAAAGGAGACUGCCAAGAACAACGCCGCCUCGGAUUCUAAAGUCCAUGAUGUGGGCAUUGAGGGUAGUGAUAGAUUCAUGCUUCUACCGAGAAAGUUGGUUCUAGGCAAGUGCCCUUUUAAAUUUGAUGUUUCGCGACUGGCCGUGAUUCCAUCGACUCUGCAUUUGAUGGUGGCAGUAUUUGGUUUAUGUCUUUUCUUCGUGCUAGGCCAACAAAUAAUCAGUUAAUUGGGUUGUGUAACCAGAAAAGCGUCAGAUUGUGAAUUAAUUGCCUUGAGUUAAUUACUUGGCUCGCUUUCCAAAUAUUUUGGAGAGAGCUGUUUGUGAUUUUGUACGUACAUUGUUGCGUUUACCUUGGUUAUUCAUCCUAAUUGUUUGUGUUAUUCAAUGUUGGAAUUCUCAA
Malus domestica (apple) is the source of this 3705-nucleotide messenger RNA. The record is from RefSeq and is a predicted model, not a curated record. NCBI's taxonomy places the organism in Eukaryota, Viridiplantae, Streptophyta, Magnoliopsida, Rosales, Rosaceae.